AAUUUCAACAACAGAGGGCGCUAUACAUAAACAGUGGAGUUGUAAACGUGGGUGGAAAAAAAAAGAUUUAAUUUUGAGCAAUGGCUGAAGAAGAUAAUUUGACACGACAGGCAGAUGAGAUUGAAGCGUUGACAGCAAUUUACGGUGAUGAUUGGUGUGUAGUGGACGAGGCAAACCGCAUUUAUUGUAUCGCUAUUACCGAUCAGGAUGAAGCAGAUAAAACAGCAGACUGCAAGAUUAAUUUACAGAUUUGCCUUCCUCCAGAAUACCCUAACACGGCACCUCCAGUCUACCAGAUCAAUGCCCCUUGGCUGAAGGAUGCAGAGAGACAGACUGUGAUUGCGAGUCUGGAACAAGUCUGCAGUGAGAAUUCAGGUGAGUGUGUGCUGUACUUAAUGUUUGAGCGACUUCGUCAAUACCUCAUGGAGAGAACGGAGAACACAAGACAAGACGUUGCCAACAACUCACAGGAUGACGAUGCAUCGCUCUCGUCAGACUUGGCCUCUAGACUCGCCUUCCCAUCAGCCCCCGAGUGUGAGAUACCCCCCAUCAAGCAUGGAGAGCCAAUCACAGACCGGCGUAGCACAUUCCAAGCCCACCUGGCUGCACCGAUCAGCACAGUGCAACAGGUUGCCCAGGUACGACGGGAAUUGUUACAAAACAGGAAGAUUGCCAACGCAACACACAACAUCCUGGCUUAUAGGAUAUAUUGUGAGGAUCGUGGUACCUUCCUUCAAGACUGUGAUAACGACGGUGAAGCUGCAGCUGGCCCAAGAUUACUGCAUCUACUCGAGAUCUUGGAUGUUAGGAAUGUCCUGAUAGUUGUCAGUCGUUGGUACGGCGGUAUACAGCUUGGUCCCGAUCGCUUCAAGCACAUCAACAACGCAGCUCGUAAUAUCCUGGAUGCACACGGGUUUAUACAAAAGGAUGAAAAAGGACCCAAGAAAAAAGGAAAGCACAAAGGCAAAUGAGCAUUUGGAGAGUCAGACGAUGAGUAACAGCAAUGGGAGAGAUUACUGUCUCAAUGAAUGUCAUUGGCAUGCGAGACUGAUCAGGGUUAACUGCUCAUUCACACAGUGAUACUUAUGUGGUGAUUGUAUGAUAUUCAAACACCGAUUUCUAUCAUAAUUAUGUGCCUGGACUGGCGUGUGCCCAACUUGGAAUGUGUGCCAAACUUGGUAUCGGUGCCUAAAUUGGAGUGUGUUCCUCCGGGCCUCUUUACAGACAUGGGCUGAUGAUACCAGUCCAUGCCGAGAUCUUGAUCAUGACCAGGCAAAAAUUUCUCUCUGAGUUGUCUUUGAGACAUUUUAUAGGUAAAAAUUGGCUGUAUUGGAUACUAUAUGAAGUUAUUUUAUGAUUAAUGGGUACAGUGGUUUCAUGCUUCAAAAUUGUUUGAAUUUAUGGUCUUCAAGAAACUCUGAUUUGAAUCUUUGAAGAAUUCAGUUAAUAUAAUUGUAUAUAAAUAAAGAUUUUUAUAUUUUGCCAAAUGCACUUUUUAAAAAUUUGUUAUAAAUGGUCAGGUAAAUAUGAUGAUGAACUCAAAAUAAGAGACACUAUUUACUCCAUACAAUGUGGCAUGCAUCGCAUUACAUAAUUUAUUUCUUCAUGUGCCUUUGUAAAAGAAAAAUUUCCAAAGAAAACUGAGGAAAAAAAAUACGGAAAAUAAAAAACCAAAUCUGUAAAAGA
This is a messenger RNA of Patiria miniata (bat star), 1686 nucleotides long. RefSeq names its product protein IMPACT-like (gene impact). Gene Ontology annotation, molecular function: protein binding. The record is from RefSeq and is a predicted model, not a curated record. Bases 81 to 971 code for a protein of 296 amino acids. Gene Ontology annotation, cellular component: cytoplasm. Gene Ontology annotation, biological process: regulation of translational initiation. The transcript has 10 exons. NCBI's taxonomy places the organism in Eukaryota, Metazoa, Echinodermata, Asteroidea, Valvatida, Asterinidae.